Messenger RNA from Telopea speciosissima, 1419 nucleotides. Its product is annotated as glutamate dehydrogenase 2. Gene Ontology annotation, molecular function: L-glutamate dehydrogenase (NAD+) activity. The transcript has 9 exons. Gene Ontology annotation, biological process: L-glutamate catabolic process. The record is from RefSeq and is a predicted model, not a curated record. NCBI's taxonomy places the organism in Eukaryota, Viridiplantae, Streptophyta, Magnoliopsida, Proteales, Proteaceae. The coding region runs from base 87 to 1322 and encodes 411 amino acids. Gene Ontology annotation, cellular component: mitochondrion.
CUCUUUGAUUCUGCCUCUGACAUUCUUCUCUUUAGUUUUCUGUUUCUGGGUUUAUUUAUUUUUUUGUUUCAUUGGUUUCGAUAACCAUGAAUGCUCUCGCUGCAACCAACCGUAACUUCCGUCAUGCUGCUCGUAUCCUUGGACUGGAUUCGAAGCUCGAAAAAAGUUUGCUGAUCCCUUUCAGAGAAAUCAAAGUGGAAUGUACGAUCCCCAAAGACGAUGGAACUCUGGUUUCGUAUGUUGGAUUUAGAGUUCAACAUGAUAAUGCUCGUGGGCCGAUGAAAGGAGGGAUCCGAUACCAUCCCGAGGUCGACCCGGAUGAGGUCAAUGCUCUGGCUCAAUUAAUGACAUGGAAGACUGCUGUAGCUGACAUUCCAUAUGGUGGAGCAAAAGGUGGGAUUGGGUGCUCCCCAAGGGAUCUAAGUAUGAGUGAGUUGGAACGCCUAACUCGUGUCUUCACUCAGAAGAUCCAUGAUCUUAUUGGAAUUCAUACUGAUGUUCCUGCUCCUGACAUGGGAACUAAUGCACAGACAAUGGCUUGGAUUUUGGAUGAAUACUCAAAAUUUCAUGGUCACUCACCAGCUGUUGUAACUGGGAAGCCUAUAGAUCUUGGUGGAUCACUUGGUAGGGAGGCUGCAACUGGACGAGGUGUUGUUUUUGCGACAGAGGCUCUGCUUGCUGAAUAUGGAAAGUCCAUUUCAGAGAUGAGAUUUGUUAUCCAGGGUUUUGGGAAUGUGGGAUCAUGGGCAGCAGCGCUUAUUCACGAGAGAGGUGGCAAGGUUGUUGCAGUGAGUGACAUUACUGGUGCAGUAAAAAAUCCAAAUGGGCUUGAUAUCCCUGCUUUGCUUAAACACAAAGAUGACGGUGGAAGUUUAAAAGAUUUCCAAGGUGGAGAUGUCAUGGAUAUGAAUGAAUUGCUUGUGCAUGAUUGUGAUGUUCUCAUUCCAUGUGCCUUAGGUGGUGUCCUUAACAGGGAUAAUGCAGCAGAUGUGAAGGCCAAGUUCAUAGUUGAAGCUGCAAAUCACCCAACUGAUCCUGAAGCAGAUGAGAUUCUAUCCAAGAAAGGAGUUAUCAUACUCCCUGAUAUUUAUGCUAAUGCUGGAGGUGUGACUGUGAGCUAUUUCGAGUGGGUUCAGAACAUUCAAGGUUUCAUGUGGGAGGAAGAGAAGGUGAAUAAUGAACUGCAGCGGUACAUGACAAGGGCAUUCCGUGACAUCAAGGCAAUGUGCAAGACUCAUGACUGCAACCUCCGCAUGGGUGCCUUCACAUUGGGGGUGAAUCGGGUUGCGCGGGCCACUCUUCUUAGGGGUUGGGAAGCAUAAAACAUUUCUUCUUGUUUUAGCUGAAGAAGACAGAGUCAUAGUUCUCAUCUACCUUUAGAUUUUUUUUUUCUUUUUUCAGAAAGUGGGGGUCGGGGGG